This is a messenger RNA of Gadus macrocephalus (Pacific cod), 2711 nucleotides long. RefSeq names its product SRY-box transcription factor 7 (gene sox7). Gene Ontology annotation, molecular function: DNA-binding transcription factor activity, RNA polymerase II-specific; RNA polymerase II cis-regulatory region sequence-specific DNA binding. The record is from RefSeq and is a predicted model, not a curated record. Bases 310 to 1794 code for a protein of 494 amino acids. Lineage: Eukaryota; Metazoa; Chordata; Actinopteri; Gadiformes; Gadidae. Gene Ontology annotation, biological process: anatomical structure morphogenesis; regulation of DNA-templated transcription; cell differentiation. The transcript is spliced from 2 exons.
CAAAUAUAAAGCGCUUCCCCAUAUACGAGGAAGAAGUGAAUCAUAACUCACGAGGAGGAGUCGCAGCCUACAGCCACAUCCAGUGUGUGAACCCCGACAACAGAGCACCCACACCUGAGUGCAGCUUCAUCCUCUAGUUUGAGAUUCUAUAUCACAGUUCGUUUAGCGCUUCCAUGUUUGUUUCUUGAUUUUUUUUUUUGCUAGUUUUUUUCCCCUGGAUGAUACUUUAAUAAGAAAAAUAGAUACUUUUUUCAACUGAGGUGAGAAAAAGAGCGCGUGGUUAACUUUGAGGUACAAGCGCGCGCGUAGAUGGCUGCCCUGAUCAGCGCGUACUCGUCGUGGCCGGAGUCCUUCGAGUGUUCCGCGGGGGACGCCGACGACGGCUCGGCCGACGGACACGGCGCCCACAAUAGGACUCCGGCGGAGAAGGCGUCGGAGCCGCGCAUCAGACGGCCCAUGAACGCUUUCAUGGUGUGGGCGAAAGAUGAGCGCAAACGCCUGGCUGUCCAGAACCCGGAUCUGCACAACGCAGAGCUCAGCAAGAUGUUAGGCAAGUCGUGGAAGGCCCUGACCCCUCUGGAGAAGAGGCCGUACGUGGAGGAGGCGGAGCGGCUGCGGGUGCAGCACAUGCAGGACUACCCCAACUACAAGUACCGGCCGCGGCGCAAGAAGCAGCUGAAGAGGAUCUGCAAGCGCGUGGACCCCGGCUUCCUGCUGAGCGGCCUGGCCCCCGACCAGAACGCCCUGCCGGACCACCGGCUGCUCUGCCACCCGCACCAGGACAAGGACGACGGGGGUCUUCACGGCGGCGCGGGGGGCUUCCCGUCCCAGGGCUCGGUGCUGCCCGGGGUGCGCUCCUUCAGGGACCCGGCCGGGAGCGGCAGCAGCAGCAGCUUCGACACCUACCCCUACGGCCUGCCCACCCCUCCGGAGAUGUCCCCCCUGGACGCCAUGGAGCACGAGCAGCACCUCCCCCUGUCGUACUACCCGGCGCCCGGCCGCCAGGGCUCCUCCUCCUCCGGCGGCGACGACCGGCGGCAGAACCCGAACCAGGCCCCCUCCCACAUGGGCAGCCCGCCCCCCUACCACACCGACUACACCCAGGCCCAGUACCACUGCGGGGGGCCGCACCUGAGCCACCUGCCCCCCCACCACAUGUCCCAAACGAGCGGCGGCGGCGGCGGCGGCGGCGGUGGUUCCACCCUCCUCACCGGACCCCCGUUGUCCUACUACACCAACACCUCCUCCCCCCCCUCCUCCUCCUCCUCCGCCUCCUCCCCUUCCUCUUCCUCCUCCUCCACUUUCUCCCAGCUGCACCACCAGGGGCACCCCCACCACCAGGGGCAACCCCACCUCCACCAGCUCCUCCACCACCACCACCACCACCACCACCUCCAGCACCACCAGCACCACGCCCUGGGACAGUUGUCCCCGCCGCCCGAGUCCCACGGCGGGAACCUAGAGACCCUGGACCAGCUGAGCCAGGUGGAGCUGCUGGGCGAGGUGGACCGGGACGAGUUCGACCAGUACCUCAACUCCAACGGCGGCGGCUUCCUCCACCCCGAGCACCCGGGCGCCACCAUGACGGUGACGGGACACAUUCAGCUGGCGCCGUCCUCCGUCGCCGCGGCCGCCGUGGUCGCCGUGUGUCCCAGCAACGGCGGUGGCGGCGGCGGCGGCAGCAGCAGCAGCAGCAGUAGCAGUAGUAGCGGCAGCAUCGUCACGGAAACCAGCCUCAUAUCGGUGCUCGCCGAUGCCACGGCGGCGUACUAUAACAACUACGGGAUCUCGUGAUCUGUCGUUGACGAUGCGGUAACCAUGGCUACCCCUUGUGCGACCGGCUGACAGACAGUUGAGAAGAUGGGAGGGGUUUAGGACACUGCCGGCCGGGGAUGCUGGUAGGAUGAAGUUGCUCUUCAAUGUUGCUGUUCAGAAGCUCUUCUUCUUCUUCUUCUUCUUCUUCUUCUUCUUCUUCUUCUUCUUCUUCUCCUUCUCCUUCUCCUUCUUCUUCCUCUUCUACUUCCUCUUCUUCUAAUUUUUCAUCAUAGAGAUUUUCCAGUCGGCCCAUCUAUGGGCCACUUCAUCCUACCGACACCAAAGACCAGAGCCCGGGUGAGCUACAUGGGAGCCGAGGAGAACGAAGGUCGAGGACAAUGAAAGAACGUACACAGAGACACGUAUGUGGACACCUCAGGGAUGAACACACUGAACACUACAGCAUGUCGCUUUCAAUUGUCUUGAAACUUUCAAAAAUCUGAACCACAAUCUGUAGGACCUACUGGUAAAAUAAACUUAAUGUACAAUUCCUUAUCCUAACUGUUUCCACGGAGGCAUGUAAAGAUGCUGUUUGAAAAAAAAAAAAAAAAAGAUGUUGUAUUUAAGUACUUUGAUGUUCCACAUAAUGCUUACUGUAAUGCUAUAAUCAGUUCUUUCUGUUUGGUUGUUUGUUGCGGGAUGUUCCUGCUCUUGUUGUGGGAGUCUUACCUCAGUAGUUUGUAAUUUAACGAGGGAUUAGCCGGACACUUCUUAUGCAAUUCUUCGCCCCCCCAAAAAAUCGUCUAUAAUGAGGAAAAAAGGCAUUUAUACUACUUAAUAAUAUAUAAUCAAAUUAUUUGCAAUGGAAAAAAAUAAUAAUGUCUAUAAAUGUAUGCUUAUUUAGGUUUGUAAAAGAAACUUAAUUUAAAAUAAAGUUCCACUUUUAUUUUGAUGUA